GCUCGGUAGAUGGAGAACAUCGAAGAUGGGUCAACUUCGGUAAUCAAUACCUGUGAUAGUUCCCCGCAGACGUCACUUUCGCUGUGCGGAGAAAUUGGCACCCUCGGCACCAUGUCUCCCCUGACCUCCCCGUGGGGAACAAGACCAAGGACUGAAUUCUGUAUUCACUUGCCCCUUACUUUUCCUGCAGUAUAAAAACACAGCUGAUUUCGCCUGAAAGAGUUGUGACUAGCCUUCAAACACCUGGAUUCUAUAUUCACCAUGAAAAAGUUCGCUUCUCUCCUCGCCCUCUCGACCUUGGCGACUUCUGCCUUCGCGCACACCAUCUUCCAGCAACUUUACUUCAAUGGUGUUGAUCAAGGUCACAUCAACGGAAUCCGUGUCCCCGACUACGACGGCCCUAUCACGGAUGUCACCUCCAACGACGUCAUUUGCAACGGAGGAAUUAACCCUUACCAUCAACCGAUUUCCAAAGCUGUAUUGACUGUGGCUGCUGGCUCUCAAGUCACGACUGAGUGGCACCACACUCUUAAUGGUGCCGAUCCUUCUGACUCAGCUGAUCCCAUCGACCCCAGUCACAAAGGCCCCGUUUUGGUCUACUUGGCCCAAAUUCCAGAUGCAACUCAAUCGAGCGUCACCGGCUUGAAGUGGUUCAAGAUUUACGAGGACGGCCUGACCAGCGACGGCAAGUGGGGGGUCGAUCGUCUCAUCGCCAACAAGGGCAAGGUCACUUUCACCCUUCCCAGUUGCAUUGCCGCCGGACAGUACCUUCUUCGAGCUGAGAUUAUUGCUUUGCAUGCGGCUGGAAGUUACCCUGGUGCUCAACUUUAUAUGGAAUGCGCCCAACUUAGUGUCACCGGCGGCGGCAACGUUUCUCCAGCUACCGUAAGCUUCCCUGGUGCUUACAAGGGUACUGAUCCGGGCAUCACGAUCAACAUCUACCAGUCAUUGAGUGGCUACACUAUUCCUGGUCCCCCGGUCUUCACCUGUAGCGGCUCCGGUAGUGCUCCUGCUCCGCCAUCGACCACCGCCGCACCACCUCCGACUACCGUCACUGCUCCUGCUCCACCGCCGACUACGUCCUCCACCCAAGCGACAGCUGAACAUUACGCCCAGUGCGGAGGUAUUGGUUUCAAUGGCCCGACUACUUGCGUCGCUCCGUUCACCUGCGUGAAGUCAAGCGACUACUACAGCCAGUGUCUGUAAGACCGGUGUUUGGUGCAGAGACGUUGCCGUAAUCGGUGUUGGAGGGCUUUUAGGAUACGCUUGUCGUACAUUUCCGCCCUGUCCAUCAGCAUUGUUUCUCAAAGUUCAAACCUUGCGAGCAAGAGAAUGACUUCUGUCCCUUGCCAACGCAUGAGGUACCGUCUUCUCGAUCUUACGUUUGUUAUCUGGAACAUCCGCAUGAGGUGAAUGACAAGUAGGUCUACGUCCUAUGAUCCUGCGUCGGUUUUGCUCGCACCAUUCUCGGAAAGCGGAAUCGCAUCGUCUUUCUCCGCAUCCCCGAGGCCCAGCAUCGAAAGACCAUCUGUUCGCUCCACCUGAGGGCAACACGUCAGUCUCUAU
Somion occarium is the source of this 1566-nucleotide messenger RNA. The record is from the annotation of a GenBank genome assembly. NCBI's taxonomy places the organism in Eukaryota, Fungi, Basidiomycota, Agaricomycetes, Polyporales, Cerrenaceae.